Tarenaya hassleriana is the source of this 495-nucleotide messenger RNA. RefSeq lists its product as uncharacterized. Lineage: Eukaryota; Viridiplantae; Streptophyta; Magnoliopsida; Brassicales; Cleomaceae. Bases 166 to 375 code for a protein of 69 amino acids. The transcript has a single exon. The record is from RefSeq and is a predicted model, not a curated record.
CUUUCCUCAUAUUAGCAUCAGCCACCUCCUUAGCCACCAAGAAACCAACCCUGUACUCAAAAAGCACCAUUUUCAUAUAUCUUCAUCCCCAUCUGCAGGAACAGAACUCAUACAGAGAGAAAACAACAAUCUGAACAAGCGAGGAAAGACGGCGUAAGGGAAGAUAUGAGUGCAGACUGGGGGCCGGUGGUCGUGGCAGUGGUUCUGUUCAUACUGCUAUCACCGGGACUUCUGUUUCAGCUCCCGGCAAGGACAAGAGUAGUGGAGUUUGGGAACAUGAACACGAGCGGGAUCGCGAUCUUGGUCCAUGCAGUUAUAUACUUCUGCAUACUCACGAUCUUAGUGAUUGCCAUUGGAAUCCACAUCCAUUUCUAAUCUGAAUCUCUUCUUUCUGAUGUAACAAGAACCCUUUGUUCUCCCAGAAGCUGAUGUAAAGAAAACUUCAGUCUGUUUUUGUUUUCCCUCUUUUUUGGUCAAAGGUUGUCUCUUUCAACU